Folsomia candida is the source of this 711-nucleotide messenger RNA. RefSeq lists its product as uncharacterized. The record is from RefSeq and is a predicted model, not a curated record. The coding region runs from base 131 to 691 and encodes 186 amino acids. The transcript is spliced from 3 exons. Lineage: Eukaryota; Metazoa; Arthropoda; Collembola; Entomobryomorpha; Isotomidae.
UAAAAGGGUCUCUGAAUAGAAUCUGGACUCCUAUUUAAAGAGCUGUACGCAGAAUUUUAUUUGUAGUGCUUUACAAACCAACGAACUGAAUUGUUAGUUAAUUCAUAAUUUUCCAAAUUUUGCUAGAAUCAUGCAUCUUAAACACAUAGUAAUUUUAUCCGCAUUAUGCUUUUCUCAAUUUCUAAAGCAAACAGAGGCGCAAGGAACAGGUUUAUUAGAACGAUAUUAUAAGCAGUAUUUCAAGGACUAUUAUCCAUCCACUGUUCGCUCAUACACUUUGUAUGGAAAAGGUCAGAAUGGAGCCGUUGAUUUCCAAGGAGGAUUGCCGUACCCGUACGAAAAAAGCGGUCCCGUCCAUCCAUUGGUAUUUACGGCGAUCACAUAUCCUCCACCGACCCAUGGCCCUAAUCCCUACAAAGCCUCAAAGAGGUUGACAACUGCGGAGGAUGUAUCUUGGGAAUAUCCUGACCCCAAUCCCCUCUCAAAAUCCCCCCAAGCUGCCGGUCAACAACCAUCCCAGCCCUCUUUUCAACAACAACAAUGGGGUCCCGACAAGGACGUCAUUCUCGGACCAGAGCCCAUUGCAGAAAGUCGAAUGGUCGAGGACGGACCGGAAAUUCCAAUGAGCAAUGUCAACUUCAACGGGGAUGGACACGCAGAAAUCUCAAUGCAAUCGACAAUGUCGUUUUAGAGUCUAUUCAAGUUUAUUCA